CUGCCAGUUAUUCUCUAAACAUGUAGAAAUUACAGGGUUUUUUUGCUUAUCUUCAUUAUCAGUUGAUAUUACCAAUCUUUAAAAGUUACUGUUUUGAUCAUAAAAAAAAUUGCUUUUCAGGAGUUCCCCUUGUGGCUCAGCAGAAAUUCAUGGAGGACGCAAGUUUGAUUCCUGGCCUGGCUCAGAAAAUUUCAAAAAUGUUUCAAAUUCCUGUGGAGAAUCUCGACAACAUCAGGAAGGUACGAAAAAAGGUGAAAAGCAUUCUUGUGGAUAUUGGACUUGACAGCUGCAAGGAGUUGCUGAAGGACCUUAAAAGCUUUGAUCCAGGAGAGAAGUACUUUUAUAACACAUCAUGGGGAGAUAUUUCUCUCUGGGAACCUUCUGGAAAGAAAGUGAGAUACCGAACAAAACCAUACUGUUGUAGCCUUUGUAAAUACUCCACAAAAGUGAUUACAUCAUUCAAAAAUCAUUUACAUCGUUAUCAUGAAGAUGAAAUUGACCAAGAGCUGGUGAUCCCUUGUCCAAACUGUGUGUUUUCCUCUCAGCCCAAAGUUGUGGGAAGGCACUUCAGAAUGUUUCAUGCACCUGUUCGGAAAGUCCAGAACUACACAGUGAAUAUUCUGGGUGAAACCAAAUCAUCUAGGAGUGACAUUAUAAGUUUUACAUGUUUAAAAUGUAACUUUUCAAACACUCUGUACUACAGCAUGAAGAAGCAUGUGCUGGUAGCUCAUUUUCACUACUUAAUUAACUCCUACUUUGGCUUGAGAACUGAGGAAGUGGGUGAGCAAUCAAAAGCUGACGACACCCUUUCUGCAGAGAAGAUGCCCCCGUCUGACAGGUAUUACUGUAAAAAAUGCAAUGCCAAUGCCAGCAGCCAGGAUGCAUUAAUGUAUCAUAUUUUGACAUCAGAUGUACACAGGGAUUUGGAGAAUAAGCUUAGGUCUGUGAUUUCAGAACAUAUUAAGAAGACUGGACUCUUGAAGCAAAUGCAUAUUGCUCCAAAGCCAGCUGCUCAUGUGGCCGUACCACCGAACAGCAGCGCACCGGGGAUCCCAGCCGCAUCUCCCUGCUUCCAUCUUGCCUUGCCACAGAGCAGUCAGAGCCAGACAGUAGUGCAGCCAGUUCAGGGCCCAGCUCCGCCGGGGACAGUGGCCUCAGGCGCUUCUGGAAGCCUCACCCACUCUCCACCUGCUGUCGCACAGUCCCACGUGACUCUGGUCUCCAGUCCUCUGCCAGUGGGCCAGAGCAACCUCACUCUGCCACCCUCAACACCUCAGCCUGUCUUUCUUUCUCACGGAGUCCCUCUUAACCAGACAGCAAACCCUCCAGUGUUGCCUUUGAGUCAGCCAGUUGGACCUAUAAAUAAGUCUGUUGGAACCAGUGUCCUUCCCAUAAACCAGAGCAUCCGUCCAGGGGUUUUGCCCCUCAACCAGCCUGUUGGACCCAUAAGCAGACCAGUUGGGCCUGGAGUUCUUUCAGUAAAUAGGCCUGUUGGGGCUGGUAUCCUUCCUGUCAACCCCUCGGUCACCCCCGGGGUUCUUCAGGCAGUCUCGCCGGGAGUGAUUUCUGUGAGUCGGACAGUCCCGUCAGGCGUCCUUCCUGCAGGACAGAUGACCCCUGCUGGGGUUAUCCCUUCAGGGCAGACAGCAACUUCUGGGGUUCUCCCUGCUGGCCAGAUGGUUCAGUCAGGGGUUCUCCCCAUCGGCCAGACCGCCCCAUCAGGGGUGCUCCCCACUGGCCUGGCAGUCCCACCACGGGGCCUCCCUCCUGGCCAGACUGUUCCGCUGAGGGUCCUCCCUGCAGGCCAGAUGGUUCCACCUGGGCUCCUUCCUCCCAACCAGACGGUCUCAUCAGGUGUUCUCCCUGUGAACCAGGGUAUUAACUCUGGUGUUCUUCAGCUCAGUCAGCCGGUUGUGUCGGGAGUUCUUCCUGUAGGCCAGCCAGUGAGGCCUGGGGUCCUGCAGCUUAAUCAGUCUGUGAAUACUAACAUUCUGCCUGCAAAUCAGCCCGUUAGACCUGGUGCUUCGCAAAACACCACCUUCCUAACAUCAGGCUCUAUUCUCAGACAGCUGAUACCCACGGGGAAACAAGUGAAUGGGAUUCCCACAUACACGCUUGCCCCGGUGUCCGUCACUUUGCCUGUGCCACCUGGAGGCGUUGCAACUGUUGCCCCUCCCCAGAUGCCCAUACAGCUCCUGCCGUCAGCCACAGCUUCACAGAUGGCCAGUUCCAUGGCCAACAUGCCUUCCACGCCAGUGGUGGUCAAUGCUACUCAGAACAUGUUCGUUCAGGCCUCUUCGUCUGUGGCAGAUUCGAAUCAGGUGCUCAAGCAGGCGAAGCAAUGGAAAACCUGUCCAGUUUGCAAUGAGCUCUUCCCUUCCAAUGUCUACCAGGUUCACAUGGAAGUGGCACAUAAACACAGUGAGUCCAAAUCUGCUGAAAAACUGGAGCCAGAAAAGCUGGCAGCAUGUGCACCGUUUUUAAAGUGGAUGAGAGAGAAGACAGUUCGGUGUCUAUCUUGUAAGUGUUUCGUCUCAGAGGAGGAGCUUAUUCACCACUUACUGAUGCACGGCCUGGGGUGCUUGUUCUGCCCGGGCACUUUCCACGAUAUUAAAGGUCUUUCAGAGCAUAGUAGGACUAUGCACCUGGGGAAGAAGAAGCUGCCCGUGGAUUAUAGUAACAAAGGUUUUCAGCUGGAUAUCGAUGCCAACGGCAACCUGCUGUUUCCCCACCUUGACUUCAUCACCAUUUUGCCAAAGGAGGAGCUGGGGGAGCGGGAGGUCUACUUGGCUGUCCUGGCUGGGAUUCACUCCAAGUCGCUCGUGCCCGUGUAUAUCAAAGUGAGGCCCCAGACUGAGGGUGCAUCUGGGAGGCCUGGCAAACAGGUGAUGACCUGCCCCUUUUGCUUUGGCACCUUUGUGACGACUGAGGCAUAUGAGCUGCACCUGAAGGAGAGGCACCACAUCACACCCACAGUCCACACGAUUUUGAAAUCUCCAGCCUUCAAGUGCAUCCACUGCUGUGGGGUUUACACUGGCAACAUGACCCUGGCAGCCAUUGCCAUCCAUUUGCUGCGCUGCAGGAGUGCUCCCAAGGACAGCAGCUCAGACCUUAAGGUGCAGCCUAGUUUUAUUGAGAACAGUGAACUGCUUUUAGUCAAUGGCGAGGUGAUCCAUGACUCGGGAUUUUCUGUAAAGAGAAAGCUGCCUGAUGGCCACUUUGGGGCCGAAGACCAGAAGGAUGGGGAGGAGCGACCUCUCAUCAUAAAUGCCGACGAAGACCCAACACCAGAAAAGGUCACAAGUGUUGUGCCUUUUAAAAGACAGAGGAAUGAGAGCAGGACGGAGGGACCACUUGUUAAUGAUGACGCUCUUCAGAUUUUAGCAUUAAAUCCUAAAAAAUAUGAAGAUCGUUCUUACGAAGAAAAAAAGCAGUUUCUUAGAGAUUAUUUCCACAAGAGACCGUAUCCCAGUAAAAAGGAAAUAGAGCUGUUGUCGUCACUCUUAUGGGUAUGGAAGAUUGACGUGGCUUCAUUUUUUGGAAAAAGAAGAUAUAUUUGCAUGAAAGCAAUAAAAAAUCACAAGCCGUCUGUACUUUUAGGCUUUGAUAUGUCUGAACUUAAAAAUGUUAAACAUAGAUUGAACUUUGAAUAUGAACCACAAAACUUGUAAAAAAAAUUAGGAAAUUUAAAAUACUAGAUAAUUAGUUUUUUCAAUUGAGAUUUAAAAAAAUGUUAUUUUCUUCACUGUACGUUGAAAUAAUCAAUUCAGUGGUCUUUAUGCUGCUCUUUAGAUUUAUUUCAGGUGCUCAGAAAGACUUCUAUAUAAAGAAGUGAAUAGGUCUUUCAGAUUUAUUGUUUCCUGCAGUUUGAUUUUGUAACAAUUAUUUUUCAUUUUUUCUUCUGUCAUGUAAAUUAAAUCUUUUGAUAUUUCAUGCACGCCUUGUUUUCCAGUAGUGUCAGUAUCGUAUGAUUAAAAACAAAUCUAUGUAUGUUCUUCAUUUAAGGAAAUUUCAGCUUGUUUCACAACACUUGAUUAACUGCGAAUUUAGACAUUGAUCUCCCUCAGUUAGCAGCACACGUAGCAGCAAAUGGUAAUGUUUAGAGAAGAGUAAACACCCCUGUGACAUGUAUGGUUCCUUAAGGAUGCACUGCAUUAACUUAUGCUGAUUUCUUCUCUGCAGGGUAUUUGCUUAUUAGAUUAUAAUUUGGAUUUACAUUUUUUUCAGGUUUCCCCUACAGUUGUUUUUGAUUAUAACUCAGAAAACCAAAUGUUUUCAUUUGUUAAAAAUACACUGAACCUGGUCUGGUAUUUAAGCUCACAAGUCAAAAGUUAUUUUACAAAUAAAGUAGGUACAGAAGUACUUCUCAGUGUACACUUUUCUCUUCUUUUUGAUAGGGUGAUAAGUCUUUUCUCCAUUCAAAGAUAAGACAGUAAAUCUUUAGUGCCUUUAGAACAAACACUGAAAACACACACAAGCUCUCCUCCUAACCUCUUCAUAAUCCAGUGAAAGGGAAGGACUGUGUUACUCAGGAAUAAGAUACUGACCCCUGAGUGUGGCUACUAACUAAAAUUUAAACACAGGUGUUCAGGGGACAAGGCGAAAUGAGUAGACCAGAGCUAGUCUUCUGGUUGUUGUAUUCAAUCUCUGACAGUUUCCUAGAGGUAAACAUAUUCAUUGUGGGGACAUGAGCUUUCCCAUACCUCAGUUGUCCAGGAUAAUGGGACGGGGUGUUUAUAAGCAACUCAAGUGUAUUACUGUCCUCUAGACAGCUAAACUUUGGUUUGUCACACAAUAUAAAAUAAAGCACCAGAACCAGUAACAGAGACUGGCCUGUUUAGACCUUAUGUCAUGUUGCUGGUGACACACAGCAGAGGCACCUGUGCAACAUAUGUAGGAGAUACAACAGUCUCUGGGAAAUAACAGAAUGUUACCAUGUGGGUUUUUAAAAUAUAAUAUUUGCAUGUCAUUGCUGUAAUGUGCAUUUUUGAGGCAAUCGUGAAACUGGUGUGUGAUUGUUGGUGUGCUCUGUUGUAAAUUCAAAGAGCUUGUUUGAGUUUUUUUUUUUUUUACUUAUUGUUUUCAGAGUGUCUAUUUUGAAUUAAAACUUGUUACACCACU
Phacochoerus africanus (Common warthog) is the source of this 5121-nucleotide messenger RNA. It is a transcript of the gene ADNP2, whose product is annotated as ADNP homeobox 2. Bases 150 to 3671 code for a protein of 1173 amino acids. The transcript is spliced from 4 exons. Gene Ontology annotation, molecular function: DNA binding. The record is from RefSeq and is a predicted model, not a curated record. NCBI's taxonomy places the organism in Eukaryota, Metazoa, Chordata, Mammalia, Artiodactyla, Suidae. Gene Ontology annotation, biological process: regulation of gene expression. Gene Ontology annotation, cellular component: nucleus.